AUGCGUUGGAAAUUAGUGAAAGGGCCUGUCACCAAAUGUGCGACCAGCAGACAGGAAAUAGAGAAUAAUAGCGUAACAGAGUUGAAAAGGAAAGAGAAAUUUUUAGAAGCAAAAUAUACAUUGGCGUGCGUGGUGCUACCACAAUAUGCGCUGAAUAUAAUCACCAGAGAAGAAUGGAAAGCCAGACCACCGAUCAGUCAGGUACUAAUGGAGACACCGGUGCCGUACGUUGUGGUCCAUCAUGGAGGAAUCGCUCACUAUUGCCACGACCAGAAGUCCUGUUCCGCGAUCGUGAGGUCGUACCAAAAUUAUCACAUUGACGAUCGCGGUUGGUUCGACAUCGGAUACAGCUUCGUCAUUGGCGAGGAUGGAAAUGCAUACGAGGGUCGAGGCUGGGAUAAGGUUGGAGCCCAUGCACCUGGUUACAAUUCCCAAAGCAUCGGAAUAUGUGUCAUUGGUGAUUUUAGCGAUGUUCUUCCAAACGAAGCAGCGUUGGAUACUCUGAACAAACUCAUCGAAUACGGAAUAUCUCUGGGCAAAAUCAGCGAAAAUUACCACGUUGUGGGCCACCGACAGGUGAGAGACACAGUGUGCCCCGGCGAAGUAUUCUACAAGUACGUGCAAACACUUCCACGAUGGACCAACAAACCCGUGCCGAACUAUACAACGACCCUCACAACCGUAAAACCAGUCGCUGCUGUGAAUGAAACCAUGUUAGUGUCUCUUAAACCGCAGAAGAUGGACAGAUCAAUCGUUGCUUUCCUCUCGUUGGCGAUUUUACAAGUUACGUUUGGAGCUGUACACCAAAUCCCUGUUCGUCCAAAUAUAAUAUCGAGGGCACAAUGGGGCGCAAAAUCACCGAAAAUUCCCAUAAGUAAUCUCGCGACAGAUCCACCACCGUACGUUGUGAUUCAUCAUUCAGCUACUGACUCUUGUACGAUGCAAGCGAUCUGUCAAGCCAGAGCAAGAAGCUUUCAGAACUAUCAUAUGAAUGACAAAGACUGGAGCGACAUAGGCUACAAUUUUCUAGUCGGGGAGGACGGUAAUGUGUACGAGGGGAGAGGAUGGGGUAAACAUGGAGCACAUUCGACCCCCUACAACUCGAGGAGCAUUGGAAUUUGUCUAAUUGGCAAUUUUGUUGGUCACGAGCCAAACGCAGCAGCAAUAAAAGCAACACAGAGCUUAAUAGCAUACGGAGUGUCUAUAGGGAAAAUACAAGAAAAUUACACAUUGUUAGGUCAUCGUCAAAUUACGAGCACGUCCUGUCCAGGAGACAGCCUCUACAGACUGAUUCAAUCUUGGUCCAACUGGUCACCAAACGUAUAAUAGAACUA
Dufourea novaeangliae is the source of this 1334-nucleotide messenger RNA. RefSeq names its product peptidoglycan recognition protein 3-like. Gene Ontology annotation, molecular function: zinc ion binding; N-acetylmuramoyl-L-alanine amidase activity. The record is from RefSeq and is a predicted model, not a curated record. Gene Ontology annotation, biological process: peptidoglycan catabolic process. NCBI's taxonomy places the organism in Eukaryota, Metazoa, Arthropoda, Insecta, Hymenoptera, Halictidae. Bases 1 to 1326 code for a protein of 441 amino acids. The transcript is spliced from 7 exons.